AUGGCCAUCAUUUCCGAUGAGCACUCCGAGUCGCUUCUGGUUUUGGACCUGUUGGCCUCGCCGAGACGCGUGCGAGUGCUACAAGGCAUCGGCAUGCUCCAAGAUCCCAAGGACCUCCUCCUGGCGCCCAAUGGCACACUCUUUGUGGCAGAUCACAUGCAGCAUAGCAUCUUCGCCAUGGAGUUGGUAUGCUCGGAGGCAACAUCUGUUUACUCAGGCGGCUGCAUCGCGCAAGACGUGCGGCGCAUCGUGGGCAGUGGCGAGGGGCCUGGCGAUGGCGACACCGAACGCCGGCUGCCUCAAACGUCUACGCGCACGACUACGUGGACCAGCACGAGCACCUAUACUUCAACACUAUCGGAACUGGCCUGCUGGAAUCACCUCCUGGGCCCGCCGGGGGCCGACUGCAACGAGACUUGCGCCCGAUACGAGGGUGUUUGCGAUCCCAACGUGGCCGACGGAUUCACUUUUGAAAGUUUCCAGAGCUCCGUCUUGGCAGAAGAGCGCGUUCUCUGCCAGCGCGACAGCCGAACUUGGUUUGGUGACGCCUUGCCGGGCUUCGAGACCAACCGAGAAUCGAGAAACUUUGGCUGGUGCCUAGGUACGUAUGGCAUGCCGGCUCGGAUCUCCUGCACGGCUUUGUUCAUGGAGUACGGCCGGGCUUCCACCACUUUGCGCCGGUGGUGCCGCUGCAGCCGGGAGUCAAUGUGCUACAUGACAACCACCACGACUAUGCUCCAAGCUUACGUCCCUACCUCCACGACCACGCGAACCUGGACAGGGGAAAGCACCACCAUCACAAGAUUCUCUACCACCACGUGGACCAGUACAGUCACGGCAACAACCUUGCCACCAACGACGUCUCCAUCUCCAUAUGUCCAGCAAUGUCCCGAGGGCUACGAUCCUAUGCCCUCUCCCUUGCCACUGGCGUCUCCGAUCCCUCAGCAGUCGGCCAGGGCUUGCGCUGUCCACUGCGAGGUGUCCUCCGGCUGUGGAGCCUUUGCAUUCGAUGCCACCACGGGGCUCUGUGGCAUCGCGAGUGCACCCGAGGGCGAUGGAUCCUGGCCUGUGUCAACAGACCCUGGGUCGAUCCAUUACACGUCUUGCAGCCGUGAUCCUGCGCAGCUGGACCUACUCUUGCAGCUGCUUCUUGUGGAUUGGCUUCCCGCCCACGCACCAUUGGCCGAGCCCGGCGCAAUGGCUUUGGACAGCACCCGGCAGCUCCUUUACUUUUGCGACGCUGGCAACAACAAGAUCAAGGUCUUGGACAUAAAUCGGAACGAAGUGCUGACUGCAGCGGGGGUGGGCGAGUCCUUUACCAAGUUCAGCGGGGACGGCCAACCGGCCAGGGAUGCAACGAUGAGCCAUCCGAGAGGUUUGGCUUUGGAUGAGGCAAAUGCCCACCUCUACGUCACCGACUCGGAGAAUCAUGUGAUCCGCCGAAUCAAGCUUGGAUCCAACAGGCUCACAGGUAUCAUUGAGUCUGUAGCUGGCACGGGCGUUGGCGGCCUGGGACAAGACGGCCUGGAUCCGCUCCUGUCUCGUUUCAACUACCCGUGGGGGCUCGCCUUGGAGCCCGUCGCAGGCUCUGUGAAGCUCUAUGUGGGAGAUAACGCCAAUCACCAGGUGUCCCUGGUUGAUUUAGCUUCCAUCCCGCCGGUGGUGACGAAGAUUGCUGGAUUGAGAGAAGCUGGUGCUGUUCCCAGCGAGGUGGGCGAUGGUGGCCCAGGAUUACAGGCUCAAGUUCUCCGGCCCCAGGCCCUGGCCCUUGCCGGACGAGUGCUCCUCUUUGCCGAACCUGAGCGCGAGCGUUUGCGACAGCUACAUUUGGACACCGACGUUAUCGAUACCGCCUUGGAAACAUAUGCUGUGAACUUCUCCAUCGGCGAGGGUCUUGCUGGCAUCGUGCCUUUGGACUACGACGCUGGGUUCUCGCUGCCCACGGGUGUCGCUGUCCAAGGAGAUGUUCUCUACACGGCCUCGUACGGCACAGGUCAAGUUCGGCAGACCAACCUCACAUCGGGCCUCACCACGGACUUUGCUGGCAGGCGGAACGAAGGUUUCCUCGUCGCUUCACCAGGUGCUGGGGACGGUGGAGCGGCGGUCUUUUCGGUCCUGGCUGGACCGGUGGCCAUGGUCGCGGCCGGGGAGGUGAGCUACAUCGCCGAGAGUGACACGGGUCGUAUCCGAGAGGUCAACAUGUCAACAGGUGUCAUCCGCACGCUGCCGCAGUCCGUGCCAUCGGCAGGGCAAAGCCUUUCGCUCUACGGUCUGACGUUGGAUGCCUCCCGGCAGAUCCUGUAUGCAUCUUCGCCGUCCGAAUACGUCAUCUACCGGUACCACCUUGAGAUUGGCCCCUGCGCAGCCCCGCAAAAUGUAGCCAAUGCGGCCUCACCUUCAUGCUCCGAGGGUGAGGAGGUAAACCUGGACCAUUGCACUCCGGUCUGUGCAGCCGGCUUUGUCCCUACUUUUUCGACUCUGCAUUGCGCCGACGGUGUGCUUACGCCACCUCGUUUCAGCUGCCAACCAGCGCCGUGUCGUGCGCCAUGGGGCGUGGAACAUGCCGCACAGCCGCCCUGCGCGGAGGGCCUUCUGGUCGCCUCAGGGUCAAGUUGCACCUCUUCGUGUGCGGGAUCAUACGAGCCAGAUGCGAAUCUCACCUGCCUGGAAGGGGUGCUGCAGCCAUCAAGCUUCCAAUGCAGCCUUCCACAGACCACGACGACAGUUACCGGCAGUGGCGCAGUUGUCGUGCAGGCAAACGCCAGCUCAAGUGGAUCUUCGGCUAGCGAAGUGGACCGCGGCACGUCCACCGAGGUGGAUGUCGUCGAAUUUCAGCCAGAAGGUCUUUUCAGUCCCAAUGUUGUGUACGACCCCGCGACUGCGCCACGGGGCGAGGUGCCACUGAAUGGCACGUUUGCCUUCGAGGCAGCCACGGCCGGGCUGCAGCUGAACGAGGUGUCGCUUCUGGCCGGCUCAGAGGCCUUGCGGCGCCCUUUGCGCAUUGCGUUGGCAGAGACCUUGGCACUGCUUUUGGACGACGUGCAGCUGCUGGCUGUCUCUGCCUCGCUGCCCAUGGAAGGAGGUCGGCGACUGUCAGCUUCUCCUUCGCAUCGCUUCUUGGUCGCCUUCUCUGUGCCCCGGCCCCCUCAGUGGGCCCAAGGUCGGUCCGAGGCGCUCCGCUUGGGCACUGACGAUGCACGAGAGGCGUGGACUACGUCACUGGAGAGUGUUCAUUUCAUCCAGGCAAUGGGGGAAGUGUCGCAGAACCGGGAUCGACCUUGUGCUUUGCCAACACCACCGAUGGACUCGCCGCUGGUCGCAUGCGAGGAGGGUCAGCUCUCAACGCCUUCACUUGGUCGCUGCCGCACCCGCUGCCUUUCGCCAAAGCUUCCACUACCAGAGCAGCUGACCUGCUUCGCCGGCUUCUGGAGCCCUUCGGACUUCAACUGCAUUGCCGCCGAGGUGCAGGAAGAAGUCACCUGCUCCGUGCCUGCAGGCAUUUCAGAGGCGAACAACCCUCCAUGCCAAGGCUUCGAAGAGACGCUGCCUCCUGGGGCGGCAUGCGCUCCCAGGUGCAGAAGCGGGCACGUUCCAACGGAAGCCGUCCUCGCGUGCGUUGGUGGUUCGCUCCAGCCACCAAACUUCGCGUGCGUGAAGCCGGAGUGCCCAGUCCCUGUCGACAUCCCACAAGCUUCCGAAAACGGCAGCUGUAAGGAGAACUAUACGGACGAUUUGAUUCCGGGCGGCAGGCGUUGCACAGCAGCAUGUACUGAAGGCUUUCGAGCCACUGCGAACCUAACGUGUUUGCUUGGCCGGCUGCUCCCCUCGCGAUUCGCCUGUGUGGAUGCCUCCAUCGUCGACUCGGGUGGGGAUGCUGCCGACGAUUUCUGGGGAUCAGCAGGUGGCGGUGCGACCUUGGCGCCCACGACGGCGCCUGCCACCACGGUCUCAGAGCGUCCAGUCGUCACAGAGGCACCCUCGGAGUCCGGCGUGCUUGAGACCAUACUGAGCAUCGUGGAGAGCGAGCUGUUCGUUAUCAUUGCUGCGGCCAGUGGGGGAGCCUGUGGGGUUUGUUGCCUCAUCGCCGGAGUUCUCCUGCUGCUACGCCGAAGACGGCGUCGGAAGGCAUCCACCGACAAGGUGCAGAGCUCCUGGGAAGAAGUCUCCGAGUUGGCCCACAGCUUUCGCGAACAUGAGUCGCCGGACUCGGCGCGUUCGACGGGCUCCCGUCAGUCGCGGCGCUUGAAGAAGGCCACCUCUGACAGGAGCCUCGAGGCAGAGAGCCAGGCGACAUCCAUCGUGGACGACCAGGUUGCCGCUGACGAAUUGAGCAUGGACGGCUUGGAAGGCCCGGAUGAGGUCAAGGAAGUCUUGCGCUUGAUUUCCCGCCCGGAGCACGAGGGAGUGGCGCCUCCUCUGUCCAAGGAGGAAGAUGAAGAGGAGGGGGGCGAGGGCAACGCAGCUGAGGGGGACAUCAAGCUGAUAGCGGAGCCUCCUCCUGAGCCGACAGAGGAGCCGGAGUUGAUUCGGAUCGCCCAGGAGGCUGCGCGCGAGGCAGAGAAAGAGCAAACUCCGGCAGACUUGCUCCACUUUGCGAAGCGGAUCGCCUCGGAGGAGCAGGCAAGUUCGGCACGCCUGGUUAGCGCGAAGCGAGACGCCCGCUUCGAUGCUAUGGACCGUGAGCUGGGCGAGGCUGCCGCAGAGGCGGCCACGGCGUCACCCUUCCGUCGCAAAGGCAGUUCCUCCAUCCGGCAGAAGCCUUCUGCAAAAGCCACGGCGUGA
Molecule: messenger RNA, 4782 nt
Organism: Symbiodinium sp. CCMP2592
Lineage: Eukaryota; Dinophyceae; Suessiales; Symbiodiniaceae
Source: the annotation of a GenBank genome assembly